Molecule: messenger RNA, 2113 nt
Organism: Cyprinodon variegatus (sheepshead minnow)
Lineage: Eukaryota; Metazoa; Chordata; Actinopteri; Cyprinodontiformes; Cyprinodontidae
Gene: ubxn7
Product: UBX domain protein 7
Exons: 11
Coding region: 1-1578 (525 amino acids)
Biological process (GO): proteasome-mediated ubiquitin-dependent protein catabolic process
Cellular component (GO): nucleus
Molecular function (GO): ubiquitin binding
Source: RefSeq, a predicted model, not a curated record
AUGGCGGCGCUCGGAGACUCUUCAGCUCCGGGGGUGAACGGGUUAAUACAACAAUUUACAGCAAUAACAGGGGCCACAGAGAGUGUUGGAAAACACAUGCUUGAGGCAUGCAACAAUAACCUUGAGAUGGCCGUGACCAUGUUCCUGGAUGGGGGUGGGAUGGCAGAGGAGCCCAGCACCAGCUCCAGCUCGGCAGCUUCAAGCAGCAGAGCUCCCCCUACAGAUGAAGUACGAGCACCCAUUCCCCAGAAGCAGGACAUUUUGGUGGAACCUGAACCUCUUUUUGGAGUUCCAAAGCGAAGACGGCCUGCUCGAUCAAUAUUUGACGGCUUCAGAGACUUCCAAACAGAAACAAUCCGUCAGGAACAGGAGCUGCGGAACGGUGGAACAGUGGAUAAGAAACUUAGCACUCUGGCAGACCUUUUCCGUCCUCCUAUUGAGCUCAUGCACAAAGGGAGCUUUGAGACGGCUAAAGACUGCGGACAACUUGAAAAUAAGUGGCUAAUGAUCAACAUACAAAAUGUUCAGGACUUUGCUUGCCAGUGCCUCAACAGGGAUGUUUGGAGCAACGAUGCUGUGAAGAACAUCAUACGAGAACAUUUUAUAUUUUGGCAGGUUUAUCAUGACAGUGAGGAGGGACAACGAUAUAUCCAGUUCUACAAGCUGAACAAGUUUCCCUACAUUUCUAUUCUUGAUCCACGGACAGGUCAAAAAAUGGUGGAGUGGAACCAGCUGGAUGUGGCGUCGUUCAUGGAGCAGGCAACAGGCUUCUUGGCAGAGCAUGGGCAGCUCGACGGGCCCACCUGCAACGCCCCUCCUGCCAAACGGGCUCGGGCAGAGAGUCUGAUUGAUGCCAGUGAAGACAGCCAGCUGGAGGCAGCGAUCAGAGCCUCCCUACAGGAGACCCACUAUGACUCUUCAAAUGUCAUUGAAGCCCCCGACUCCCCACGAUCAGAGGAUGAAUCCGAAGCUGAGCCUUUCUCGGACAGCGAGGGACCCAUCUCCGUUGACGGCUCAGACAGCGAAACGCCAGCGCCACACGAAGAGAGAAGUUCUACAAGCAAACACACAGCGAGUGCUUCGGUCACCACUGCCCAGCGUCUACAUCCUGAUAGUUCCACUUCCUCCCACAGAAAAUCCCCGUACAAAGAGAACAAUCACAGCCACAAAAAAGAGGAGAGCAAAAAGAACCACCUGGAGCCCCCAGCUCCUAGUCCACUUCCUGCUCCUCCUGAAGCAGACUCUGGAGGAAAUCACUGCUCCUCACAAACCAAAAGCCCCGGAGCGUCCAACAUCAUCAGUACGACGUGCGACACGGACUGUCCUGAUGACAAUGGCCCUAAAGCCAGGUUGAUGCUUCGUUACCCAGACGGACAAAGAGAGCAGAUCUCCCUAUCCUCAAAAGCAAAGCUUUUGGCCCUGGUAAGACACGUCCAGUCCAAGGGUUACCCUAAUGAACGCUUUGAACUCGUCACCAACUUCCCUAGAAGGAAGCUUGCCCACUUGGACUAUGAGAUCACAUUGCAGGAGGCAGGGCUUUGUCCACAGGAGACUGUAUUUGUUCAGGAGAGGAACUAGCCACCCCAAAAACUUUCUCUUUCUGCUUCUGUAUUUCUAAUAGACUUCACCAUUUCACACAUCGACAACCUGGGCUGACGUUGAUGGCGAUACAUUCAGCUCUAAAGGAGGCCGCUUGUUGUGUCAGGGCUGAUGUUAAAGGGUUAACUUUGACUGUCUGAAUACUGAAAUCUCCACCGACAGUCUAAUGCCUUUAAAACGUUAAAGAAUUGGCCAGUAUGGCUUUCAGAUAUCAGUUUUUUUCCUAAUGAUGUCUGUUCUGCACUAAUACAGCACAUUAGAGCAGAAAACACAAGGUCAUCUCCUGUUCAUAAAACCUCAAAUAACGAAUCACUAAUUGACUGUGGGCCACCAGAGACUUGUACAAAAAAUACUUUUACUUCCCAAAAUGUAGAUUAAAUGUCAGAGUUUAUUUUCUAGCUCUUCCUUGUUUCGUUUAUUCUGUAAAUGAACAAGUAAAGGGAGGUUGCUUUUUUUUUUUUUUUUCCCUUCAUUGUUUUUUUCAAAUGUUGAAACUCAGAAUGCAGGAGUUCUU